Molecule: messenger RNA, 6091 nt
Organism: Siniperca chuatsi (mandarin fish)
Lineage: Eukaryota; Metazoa; Chordata; Actinopteri; Centrarchiformes; Sinipercidae
Gene: sacm1la
Product: SAC1 like phosphatidylinositide phosphatase a
Exons: 21
Coding region: 577-2364 (595 amino acids)
Biological process (GO): phosphatidylinositol dephosphorylation
Cellular component (GO): endoplasmic reticulum
Molecular function (GO): phosphatidylinositol-4-phosphate phosphatase activity
Source: RefSeq, a predicted model, not a curated record
UUACAGAUGUUAUAAAGCUAUCUUUGACUGUUGGUGAAUAAUGUGAACUUAACUGUACCUGUAAUUGACAUACUCUACAUGAUAGAGUAGACGUAAGAAAUAAGAGAACAGUGGUUUGUGGAUUUUUGUAGGCUACAUCAUACAGAGGACACAGUUUACAGGGUACACAACCUCACCUCUGAAUCAGGAUACAGCUAUCAAUUCAGUUUUCAAUACUAAUCAAGACUUUUACAGUUGAAAUUUAGAAGAAAUAACAGCUAAUUUCCAGUAUUUGGAUUAUUGUACUACAUGCAAACUAGGUACUGUAGUUGCAUUGAUUGUUCAAUAUGUACCACCCAUCGUCACGCCUUUCAUGGGUGCCAGGUUCUCUUAGGUUGGAAGGGAAAGCUGCAUUUUAAGUACUACGUCCUCAACGGGUUCUACAACUCGUACCUGGCAACACACAUAUAACCCACUCUCACUGCUGACGUCACUGAGGUCAGGUAGACGGAGCGAAGAUGGCGACCGCUUACGAGAGAUACAAUUUUAGUUUGACAGUAGAGACAGACAAACGCUGGGGGAGCUUAAGAGGAUAACAUGAAAGAAGGUCUCCAGCAGGAAUUAGACUGGGGCUGUUGUGAUUACUGUACAUGGCACACAACCCCAGAGAAGUUCUUCAUUGAGGCCUGCGAUGAGGGGGCUGAUGCUGUGCUGGCAAUCGACAGGGUCUCAAAUGAGAUGACCCUCACUGGUAAAAAAGAUGUUCCUCCCUCAGCAGUCACCAGGCCUAUAUGUGGCAUCAUGGGAACCAUUCGCCUGGUAGCAGGGAUGUACCUGAUUGUCAUCACCAGGAAGAGGAAUGUGGGCAGCCUCCUGGGCCACGCUGUGUGGAAGGCUGUGGACUUUGAUGUGAUCUCUUAUAAGAAGACAGUGCUGCAUCUCUCAGAGAUCCAGUCUCAGGAGAAUAAGACUUUCCUGUCCAUGAUUAACAACGUGCUGACUACAGACGGCUUCUACUUCUGCACUGACUACGACCUGACACACACACUGCAGCGACUGGCCAACACCAGCCCUGACUUCCAGGAGAUGAGUCUGCUGGAGAGGGCAGAUCAGAGGUUUGUGUGGAAUGGGAACCUCCUGAGAGAACUGGCUGCGCAGCCAGAGCUUCAUAAGUUUGCACUUCCUGUUGUCCAUGGAUUCAUUGUCAUGAAGCCAUGUCGUAUAAAUGGGAAGAUCUUUGAGUGGAUCCUCAUAUCCAGGAGAAGCUGCUUCCGAGCUGGUGUCAGAUACUACGUUAGAGGCAUUGACUCUGAAGGCCAUGCUGCUAACUUUGUGGAGACUGAGGAGAUAGUCUUGUAUGAGGGAGCAAAGGCUUCAUUUGUACAGACACGAGGCUCCAUGCCCUUUUACUGGAGUCAGAGGCCCAACCUCAAGUACAAACCUAAACCUAUAAUCAGCAAAACCACCAAUCACAUGGAUGGUUUCCAGAGGCAUUUUGACUCUCAGCUCCUCAUCUAUGGGAAGCAGACUAUUCUGAACCUGGUGAAUCAGAAGGGCUCAGAGAAGCCACUAGAACAGGCCUUUGCCAAGAUGGUUUCUGGCAUGAACAAUGGUAUGCUCAAUUACAUGGCCUUCGACUUCCACAAAGAGUGCAGCCACAUGAGAUGGGACCGUCUCCAGAUCUUAGUGGAUGCUGUUGCUGAGACACAAGAUGAAUAUGGUUACUUCAUGGUGAACUCAGAGGGGAAGACGGUGGCUCAGCAGAGAGGAGUCUUCCGUAGUAACUGCAUGGACUGCCUGGACAGGACCAACGUCAUUCAGAGCCUGCUUGGCCGACGCUCCCUACAGUCUCAGCUUCAGAGGAUGGGGAUUCUGAAUGUGGGUCAGCGGAUUGACGAGCAGGCUGAGUUUGAAAAGAUCUACAAGAACGCAUGGGCUGACAAUGCCAAUGCAUGCGCUGUACAGUACGCAGGAACUGGAGCCUUGAAAACAGACUUCACAAGGACGGGGAAGAGGACCAGGUGGGGGCUGCUGAUGGAUGGCUGGAACUCUAUGAUCCGCUACUACAAAAACAACUUCUCUGAUGGAUUCAGACAGGAUUCCAUUGACCUCUUUCUGGGUAACUUUGCUGUCGACGAGUCAGAUGGACCCACUCCUCUUCGAGUGCAGAAGGACUGGAAGUUCCUCACGCUGCCCAUCAUUAUGCUGGUGGCAUUUUCCAUGUGCAUCGUCUGUCUUCUCAUGGCUGGCGACACAUGGACAGAGACCCUGGCUUACGUGAUGUUCUGGGGGGCUGCUAGCGCGAUUACAGCCACUAUCAUCCUGUUUAACGGACAAGACUUUGUGGACGCCCCCAAACUGGUUCACAAGGAGAAGAUGGACUGAGUGUGUGUGUGUGUGUGUGUGUGUGUGUGUGUGUGUGUGUGUGUGUGUGUGUGUGGAGUAGCUGCGCCCAGCAGUCUCAUAUACCUCGUCAUCUUUACUUAUUCUUCCCCAGGUCUGGACUCUAGACUGAUCUGCCGCCUCCGUACUGCCCUCCGGACUUUAUCAUCCAAAACCAUUUUUCUGUCAUUUGUCUCCAACAUAUUUUACCUUCUUCAGUUGUAAUGCACACAUUCCUUCACAUGGUUUACAUUUAAUUUCCUGUAUUCCUCCUACUGUAUUUUAGGUUCUUCUACUAACAUUUUUCUAAGAAAGAGAGAAAUCAAAUUGUCUUUCAUUUCUAACAAGCAUUUUUCCAUUGUGCUUUAUUACACACCUUUUAGUUAAAGGCCCUGCACACCCACACAGGUGUUUUCAAUUACUCUGGCUGAUUAGACCUUCAGUCACAUCAGUUUGUGCUACAAAUUACAUGAUGUCACCAAAGUCAUACAUACUAAUUAAAAUGAUUAAGGUUGUAAGGUGCUACAGGUACAACAAAACCAACAGAAGGGUGAGGGAGCUGUCAUGUGAGUGGAGUUUGUACAUGUACACUGUCCUGAGAAGAGGUCUAACUAAGCAACACAAGUUAAAACACCUGUGUGGGUGGACCUUGGGUGUAUAGGGGCUUUAAAGCUGCAUUCAUUAUAAUUUUUUUACCACUUGUGAGCAGCGCAACAAGCUGAAAACCGUAUCUGACAUAUUGUCACCGUAUAAAGUUGAUGUGGCGAACGUGUUAGCAAACAGUCACCAGCUUUGUUCAUUUGGACUUGGGCAGUUAGUGUACCGGGGGUUAGCAGAGCUUUUUCAUUGCAAACAACUGCCUGCUGCUGGAAAUGAGUUUGAUAAGAACCAUAAAACCAAAACAAUGAGCUGAAAGAAGCUAAAAAGCUCUGCAGUGCUUCAGAGGUGAUAAUUCUCUGUGGGUUCAUCACUACAGAGGAUCCCUUUCACAUUGCUCAGUCAUUUGAUCCAUUAUUAAUAUAAAAAUAUUGAUUAGUGCAGCUUAUAAAAUACUUAAUGCAAUUGUAUUCAUUCCAAACAGAGGAUUUAUUACUGCCAAUUAACCCUGAAGAGUCACAUUCAAAGAUGUGGCACUGAAGCAUGCACAUAUUGAAACAUAUAUGAUGUAGCUAACUGAUGAAGAGAGCACUCUAUACAGUAUAUACCUGUUGAGUUUUGAAUGUAACAAGCCUUACAAACUUGCGUAUAAAACAUAAAUAUUUGGCUAAUCUGUAACAGGAGUGAACAAUAUGUCUUCCUAUUAAGCGAACUUAGGAGAGUAUCUAUGAUGACUUUGCACUUUGGAGAAUGAUGAAAUGUGCUGCCUGCAUACAGCUGUCAGUGAUUUAUCUAUUUGUAUUGAGAGUUAGUUGAGUGUCUGUGGUUGCUAGCUCUUUCUCAGCCCAAAUUAGUUUUCAAUUUGUUGAUUGAAAUAGAUCUGGUGUUCUCAUUUAGGUUUUUUUUUUUUGAUGACUGGUGGAGAAACAGUUGACCAAUUUAGAGCUUUGUAGGGAGGAUUAAGAAUGAGGAAGUAAUCUUCCUACAUCUCUAGUUAGCUACUUAGCUACAUCCAUGAAAAAUGGCAACAGGAAAACAGCCGGAACAAUGUCAGCAUUCAUGGAUGAGAUCAGCACAGCCGUACAGGUUGUUGUACGUCUCCUCACAGACAGCUAUGUAGGAAGAUAACAUCCCCAUUCUUAAUACCGCCUCCAAAGCUCUGGUUAGUUGAUUGUUUCUCAACCCGCAGGAAAUACUAGUCAAUGAGCACAACACCAGACCUGUUUGAAUCUCUGAACAAAUCCGAGAUGUGAGCAGUUAAUCAGUGGGCUGGAACCAGGCUAAUUUGUUUGUAGAUUUUUUAUUUUUUUUUGACUGCACCAGUUUUGACUGGAAUUGUCUGUGUAGCCUUAGGCCUGUUCAUCUCAGUGUCCCUGGUUUGGUCCAUGGCAGCAUGCGUUGCUGUCUGCCACAGUGUCUUUUUUGAUAAUACGACUGGGGCAAGCCAGAGUUAGAACGUUUCAAAUUCUACACAUUGUGGCUUUAAUUCUAGUCUUCUCUCGAGAUAGCAGAUGUAGUUUUGUGGUCAUCGGGACUUUGAUGUCUCAUUAUGUCGAGUAAACAGGCUUUAGUACUUUAUGGUCUGUCCAUGUGGGUUUCAUUAUUCAUCAUUCCUCUUAUUUUUGAAAGAAAGGGGUGUCCCCAGAAGAUCACAGACUGAGGUGGAAGGAAGAAGGCCUACACAUAAUGUUACUAUUAUGACCACCAUUUGAUGUCUUUUAUAUUACAAGAUAAUUCAUUCAAUUCCCUGUUAUAGCAGUCUUAAAAAGUUAUAGAAGCACCUCAAAAACAUAGUGUGUUACUGUAUCUUUAUUAUUUACAAUAAUUAAAUUGGGAUCUCCGACCUAAAAACUUAUUAGUAACCACGGAUGCUCUUCCAGGCUUCCAUAGUCUACCAUGCACCUGUUCAUUCACGUUUUCAGUCUGGUUCAGUUUGCUUGCUCACAGAGGUCUAGAAGAGAAUUAGUCCAAAUUGGGCUUUGAAACCUUCCUCCGUUGUUGAUUUAAGAUGUACUAUAGCUUUAGUGGAAUUGGUCACCAUACUUUCUUGUUCUGUGUAUGAUUUCACAUACAAGCUGUGUGGUGGUAGCUUUAGAUUAUAUGUUUAGAUUAAUCCUGCAAACAUUAUGUGAUGUGGCAGAUCGUACCAACAAGUAGUAAAAGCCAUUGGGUGAGUGAUUGAUUGGGUUUCAAACAUUUAUCUAACUGUACUCUGAUCAUGCUAGCUUUUCGAAGAGUCUAAUCUUGAUCUGAACUAUGUAAUUUUGUGUGACGGUAUACGUCGAGGUCCACGCACUUACACUUGUAACAAGAUUACUUAAAAUCAUCCUAUGAGACUUCAGGUACUUACUAGACUUUCAACUGCAUCUUAUGGUCUUCAUCAGCAAAUGGAGUUGUAUGCUCAGUUGUUGUGGAGUUGCUAGUAAGCUACAGUAGUUAGUGGACCUUGAAUAAAGAUUUUUUUGUCACACACUCACUUUCAUAUGUACUUUGUGCAGUGUAGGUGAAAUGUGUCUCGUGGACAUAUCCUUGUAAUACCUGUACAUUUUAAAAUGAGAUUUGUAUUUACACAUGUAAUUUGUGGAUGGAAGUGAUUGUUUUAUCUAGACAAGCAGUGACAGUCAGUCAGCAGCACCUUAUUUGAAGAAUGUUUGGACAUUGUACCUUAAUAUCAUUAUAUUAAGAAAAGUAAAAGAUCAAAUAUUUUCUUUCCAUCAUGUACAGCUGCAGGUUUAAAGUUGUCCGAAGGUUCCACAGUUAUACAGUAUACUUUGAUUUGUGUUUGGAUGUGAUUAUAUCUCUUCUGUGGUUUUUGCAAAUGUUUUGCUUAUAAACAUAAUAAUAGAGCCAAUAACAUGGUGUAUUAUGAUAUGUGUGUGUGGUAACAUGACUUGCAAACUUUACUGUACUACAACAACACAUUGUAUUCAUUUGGAACCAGGGCCUUAGCUUCCUUCCAGGACACUGAGGUCAUGUUCUUUUUUAUUUUUUCUGUGAAUUUGGGGGCAAGUUCAUUCUUCAUUUUUCUUCAUAAAUAUUCAAGUUUAUAAAAUGAAACACUUUCAACAUCUGUUUGCAAUUUGUACUUCAGACAAUAAAAAAAUUGGUGCAAAGUGUAAUGCACACAAACACA